CCGAUCAAACCGAGGAAGUAUGUAAACCGUUCUAGUAAACCAGAAAAUCGGGAAAGACCAUUCAUCUGUCCAGCAGAAUCAUGUGACAGAAAGUUUUCACGAAGUGAUGAACUAACCCGCCACAUUAGGAUUCACACUGGUCACAAGCCUUUCCAAUGCCAAGUAUGCCAGAGGUCAUUCAGCAGGAGUGACCAUCUUACAACGCACACUCGAACACAUACAGGUGAACGACCGUAUGGAUGUGAUCUCUGUGAAAGAAGGUUUUCCAGGAGUGAUGAAAAAACGCGCCACAUGAAAGUACAUUUGAAAAACAAGACGCUUAAA
Helobdella robusta is the source of this 324-nucleotide messenger RNA. RefSeq lists its product as hypothetical. The transcript has a single exon. The annotation marks the transcript as partial. The record is from RefSeq and is a predicted model, not a curated record. Gene Ontology annotation, biological process: regulation of transcription by RNA polymerase II. Lineage: Eukaryota; Metazoa; Annelida; Clitellata; Rhynchobdellida; Glossiphoniidae. Gene Ontology annotation, molecular function: DNA-binding transcription factor activity, RNA polymerase II-specific; RNA polymerase II cis-regulatory region sequence-specific DNA binding.